UCACCCUGUAACAGGCAGAGCUAAGCUGGUUGGUAUUGGUGGGAGCAGGAAGGUGGCAGAGGAGCUGGGUGCUGCCCUGGGAGCUACCUCUGAUUGAUCACUGCCCAUUUGACACCCGGGGUUGCUGUGAGGAGGAUGCAGCCACUGGCCUUAUCCCAGCAGGAGGCUGGGAACAUAUUGCACUUGCCAGGUCUCCAAGAUAACAUUCCUAUUCUUGUCACCUUCCUUCUCUGCUGGGAAUCGAUAACAAAACUCACUGGGAGUUCAGGGACUAUUUUCCAAGACUUGCCAGGGCCUGUGACUCAGGUGGCUGCUUCUGUCCUAUUGCUGUACGUGCACUGGCUCCCAGCCUUGAUGCUGCUGGGGAGUGGGGUGUGGGGUCUGGACCCUGGUUUUGCAACCAGUGGGUUGUCAAAACCACAUCUGCUAUCAAGGGGCUGGCUCUGGGGGUGGGGGACUGCUGUGGGACACAGGAGAUGGCUUCUUGCAGCCAAGAAGUAAAGCCCUGGGGGUUUCUAUCCCCCAACAGCUAAGCUAUUAUCCUCCCCCAGCUGGGACACCCAGGAGACAACACCCAGGCUCUCCCAGCCACUGUUGUACUCAAUCUCGUGGGGGCUUCAGCCACCUUCCUCAUAUGCCUGAUCCCAAAGCAUCGGGGAGCAAACCAGCCUGUUCAGAAUCCUGUGAUACUCAGCCAGCGCCCCAUGUGCUGGACAUUGGGGAGGCCAGCUGGGCCCCCCCAUCUCUGUCGAGCCCAUUGAUGCUCCCCCAGGGGCGGGGCGAGGAUCCCCGGGUGCAGGCGACACAGAGCACAGGGGCCAUGGAGUGCUGGGGACUCCAGCAUGUUCAGGGGGCUCGGGGACAUGGUGGCACAGGACCCAUCAACACGCAUCAGCGUCCAGAGCCCCUGGGAAGCCCUGCCUGGAUCCUCCUGCUCUGCUGGGGCCUGGUUGCUUGCUGCACAGGUGCCAUGGCCUUGCAGCCGCCCAGCAUCACCACCCUGCGGAUGCCAGCAGAGCUUCCUCGCUCAGGUGAGAGUGUGACUGUGUCAUGUGAAGCAUUGAGUGAGCUUCCAGAGAUGACGCUGCUCUACUGGCUGGAGAAUGGCUUCUUUGUGGAGAGCCUGCACCCGGAUGGGUCUGUGCAUGAGGGGACAGUGCAGCAUUGGGAUUGAUAACCCAACUGAAGUGCAUCUGCCCCAGUGCCUGCAGCAUGGGCAGCAAACAGGAGAUCCUGGAAGACAUGUUGCAUGAGGAAAACCAUCGCAUAGUGCCAUCAAAAAGACAUGGUGGGAUGAUUGGCACCACUGAAAUGGUGCAGUGGUUGGUGGUGAAUUCUUCAGAAGGGACAGGCAAGGAAUGAGACUGGAAUGGUGCAAUGAAUGGUGGUGAACUCUUCAGAAGGGACAGGCAAGGAAGGAGAGGGAGUGUUUUGACUGUCUAGAGCUUGACAGUGAUGAUGCAAGUGUCGAGAGUUGGUGGGUAAGAAUUGUGGGGAAUGCCAGCAUGGCAGAUAUCCAGGUGGGAGCUGGGUACAGAUCACUCAAACAAGGACCAAGAGGCAGACAAGAAGUCUCAUGAUGGCCAGCCCUUGUCUUCAUGGGGGCUUCAACGCACUAGACGUCUGCUGAAAAUACAAUCCAGCACAGAGGAGUGACUUCAGGAGGUUUCUGGAUAUUACUGUACAAGCUGAUUUGUACUGGGCAAUUAAUUCAGCUAUAAAUAAGAUACCAAGCUGGCUCCAUAAAACCAGCCCUUGAGUUGAGUGACAGGAACCUCAACCAAUUAUGUUCCCUCCUAAGCUGCCAACAUCUCACUUGUCCAGGAGCUGGGCAGUGUAAAAGAUCAGACCAAUGAGUUAUCCAGACUGGGUUUUUCAAAUUGCCUUUAUAAAGAGGAGUUUGAAGAAUAAACUUGCUCUUUUGCCACAUGAA
This is a messenger RNA of Serinus canaria (Common canary), 1933 nucleotides long. It is a transcript of the gene IL18BP, whose product is annotated as interleukin 18 binding protein. The record is from RefSeq and is a predicted model, not a curated record. Gene Ontology annotation, molecular function: interleukin-18 binding. The coding region runs from base 635 to 1174 and encodes 179 amino acids. The transcript has 5 exons. NCBI's taxonomy places the organism in Eukaryota, Metazoa, Chordata, Aves, Passeriformes, Fringillidae.